AUGGAAAACUACCAGAAGAUUGAGAAGAUUGGUGAAGGUACCUACGGAGUCGUCUACAAAGCCAAAGAUCUCAAAAAUGGCAACCGUAUCGUCGCUAUGAAGAAAAUCCGUCUCGAGGCCGAGGAUGAGGGUGUCCCCUCUACCGCUAUUCGUGAGAUCUCUCUUCUCAAGGAGAUGUCAGAUCCCAACAUCGUUCGUCUCCUCAACAUCAUCCAUGCAGAUGGUCAUAAGUUGUACCUGGUUUUUGAAUUUUUGGAUUUGGAUUUGAAAAAGUACAUGGAGGCUAUCCCACAGAAUAUGGGGCUGGGUAGAGAUAUGAUUAAGCGAUUUAUGAGCCAGCUGGUCGAGGGAGUUCGGUAUUGCCAUGCUCACAGGAUUCUUCACAGAGAUUUGAAGCCGCAGAAUCUCUUGAUCGACAAGGAAGGGAAUCUGAAGUUGGCAGAUUUUGGAUUGGCGAGAGCAUUUGGUGUUCCUUUGAGGACCUAUACCCAUGAGGUUGUUACUCUCUGGUAUCGCGCCCCCGAGAUCCUUCUUGGAGGCAAGCAGUACUCCACCGGCGUCGACAUGUGGAGCGUUGGUUGCAUCUUUGCCGAGAUGCAAACUCGCAAAGCUCUUUUCCCAGGUGACUCUGAAAUCGACGAAAUCUUUAAAAUCUUUAGGUUACUCGGAACCCCCGACGAAGACACCUGGCCUGGUGUAACUUCUUUCCCAGACUUCAAGUCCUCUUUCCCGCAGUGGGCCAAGGUCGACGUCGACAGAAUGGUCCCCGGACUCGACCCCGCGGGUUAUGACCUUUUGGAGGCCAUGCUCGUUUUCGACCCAGCUGGUCGUAUUUCCGCCAAACAAGCCUGUCACCACGACUACUUCAUGGAGGAUGGGCAGAAUAACGGGAAGCCGGCGAGCAGGCUUAUCCCUAAAGCCGAUCGCAAGAAGAUCCACGAGUACCUCUUCCGCGAGGGAGUUCUCGUCGCCAAGAAGGACUUCAACCUCCCCAAGCACCAGGACAUUGACACAAAGAACCUCUUUGUCAUCAAGGCCUGCCAGUCCUUGACCUCCCGCGGCUACCUCAAGACCCAGUUCUCGUGGCAGUACUACUACUACACCUUGACCGUCGAGGGUCUCGAUUACCUUCGCGAAUGGCUCCAUCUCCCCGCUGAGAUCGUGCCUGCCACCCACGUCAAGCAGGCCCGCAGCCACGCUCCCCCCCGCGGAAUGCUCUCUGGAGAUGGUGGUGAGAGGAGGCAAGGUGGCCGUGGUGGUCCCCCCGGCGAGAGGGGUGACAGGGAGGGUGGAUACAGGAGGAGGUUCGACAACAAGGAGGGCGCUCCUUCAGGGGGCUUCAACCCUGAGUUCCGCGGUGGUUUCGGUCGUGGUCGUGGUGCUCCUCCUGCUGCGGAAUAG
This is a messenger RNA of Morchella sextelata, 1401 nucleotides long. RefSeq lists its product as uncharacterized. Gene Ontology annotation, molecular function: cyclin binding; ATP binding; cyclin-dependent protein serine/threonine kinase activity. Gene Ontology annotation, biological process: signal transduction; G1/S transition of mitotic cell cycle; regulation of gene expression. The record is from RefSeq and is a predicted model, not a curated record. Lineage: Eukaryota; Fungi; Ascomycota; Pezizomycetes; Pezizales; Morchellaceae. The coding region runs from base 1 to 1401 and encodes 466 amino acids. The transcript is spliced from 9 exons. Gene Ontology annotation, cellular component: nucleus; cytoplasm; cyclin-dependent protein kinase holoenzyme complex.